UUGUGCAGCCAUAUUUUUUUAAACAUAUUCCAUUAUCAAGAGUCCAGCAAUAGGGCAGUUAACGCGUAAAAGUCAAGUUAAUUCGUAGUUUUGUUGGUUGUCUAUACCAGCUGCAGCGUUUUGAUACUGCAUAGAAGUAGUAGAAAUUAGGCGAUUUUGCAGAAAAAACGUGAAAUUAGUGCUGAAAUAUUCUAAGAAAAAUACUUCCCCGUCGUCGUUAAGUUGUAGGAUUUUACAUUAAAAAACAAAAAAGAAGACUGAAAGCCACAUCAAAGGACAUAUUAACUCCACAAAAUGGCCUGUGCAACAUUGAAACGCUCACUCGACUGGGAAAGUCUGAAUCAGCGGCCAACGAAGCGCAGAAGAUGCCAUCCGUUUGGCAGUCCAAGCAGCAGCGCCAGCAAUCAGAGCAGCCCGUCGGCCGCAUCGGCCUCUAGCAGUGCAAUGCGUGUGAUGGAACCGAAGCCUUCCCCUUUUGUCGAUGCUAGCUGCCCAAAACUAACACCAGAGAAAAUGGCCCAAAACAUCACCGAGGAGAUCAGAAGACUGCACCGUAGGAAGCAGCUGACGUUCAACAGCACACAGCACAACAUGGAACGAAUGCAAGAUUCGGAAUCGAGCGGUUCGGAAAUGGGCCCAGACAGUCCCCGUCGGCCGGACACCCCGCCAAGCAUGAUGAAAAAUCCCGAGAAGGCACUCUUCACAUUCAAACAGGUGCAAAUGAUUUGCGAACGUAUGCUGAAAGAACGAGAGGAUUCCUUACGGGAGCAAUACGACGCUGUUCUGAACACGAAACUGGCCGAACAAUAUGAUGCAUUUGUCAAAUUUACUUACGACCAAAUACAAAGACGUUAUGAAGCAGCGCCGAGUUACCUCUCCUAAUCAGCUAGUUAUCUUAUGAUAUAAUUCAGCAGCAAAACAGCAACGUAAGAAGAUAAACAACUCCCCCAACACAACAACAAAACACGUGUAUAUUUAAAUCCUCCGUUGACUAUAUUACUGAAUAGAGUUCUUUUUUCUUAGUCUUUACUAACGCUAUCCAUCAUCUCACUGAACCUAGCCACAGAGGAAAAAAAACCAUACAAACUCAAUUGCUUUCAUCGUCAGCUAUGUUUUAUAACAUAAUUUUUUUUUUGAAUUAAAAUUUUAAAAUCUAAAAUUAAUUCACUUUGGCAUAUUUUUGUCCAUGUUGUUCAGAUAGGGUAACAAUCUAAUAAACGAAUGCAAUUGCAUAUACUUCAAACAAUUGCGGGAGGAUCAAGAAGCAAUUUUUUUUUAUUUCCGUUUUUCUGGAGUCUCCCAUUGGUGUAACCGUAUGUCAUAAUUAGAAACUUAAUCUAUACACACUUUAGGGAAAGUAGUUUUUGUUCGAGUUGAACCCCAUUUUUAUUUUACUUUUGGAUGAUGAUGCGAUUCAAUCUUGUUCGAAAAAUUAGUUUAAUUCUCUAUUUUAUUUCGGAUAAUCAGCAAUUUAGUUUUAUAGCAAAAUUUAGUUCUAAGAAUUCUGUUUCGUUUGAAGCUUGACAUUUUUGCCCAUUUUCAUUGUUUUAACUCGUGUCCCCCUCUGUUCAUCUGUUAACUUUUUUCAUUGUAGUCAAUUUCGUUAAUUAGAUACCUUUUACAAAACUUUGUUCUCAUAAGAUUAUACCAUUUUUUUGUACAUCGUAAUUUUUUUUUGCUAUAGGUUACCUUAAUACGAUGUGAUUCCACUCUGAGGAAUUGCGUUUUUUUUCUUGAGUUUACAUUAUUCUUGCACACAUUAAUCAUUCGGAACUCAAGUGAAGAAAAAAUAGAAAGGAUGCGAAAAUAUCUCAUCAAGUAGGGAAACCUAAUACUACUUACGGUGAACAAUAGUGGUCAAGUGGUUAAAAAACUAAGCAUAACACACAUAGAGAACACACAACAUAUACAUUUAUACAUAUGAAACUAUAUAUUUAUAUACAAAUAUAGGAGGGCGUAAAAAUUGAAUACUGCAAGAGUUUGCGAAUAACUAGAAAUCAGAUUUAAACUAAUUGAAACGGAGGAAAAAAUGCAGUUCUAUAAGGUUAAGUUUCUGACUACGCGUAAGGUAGAAAUAAGACGAGAAGGACAACAAGUUAUAACUAACUUUAAAGGUCGUCACUAUAUACUAGAAUAGAGAUAAAAGCUAAAGAACGAGUAAAAUAAUAAAAGAUAAAAAGAAAAACACAAAAAUUAAGCUUAUACUAUUAACGGUAAGAAGUUAAUUAUUAAGCGUUUAUAUACAUAUGUUUUAUAUAAAAUGAGAAAACAAAAAUUUCUUGAACCACUAAAUAACCGAAUAACGAACAGGAAGUUUAGAACAAAAAUCAUCCUAUGCCCGAAAUAAAAUUGUGUAAAGUUACGAGCGAGCACCAUAUACUAUAUACCUUCUGUAUUGAAAUGAAACAACAGCAGCAGCAGCAGCGCUAAAGAGCAGAACCUACCUACCUUCGCCAAAAUAAGCUACAUUAAAAAAAAAGCAUGAAUCUAAUCUUUCUCAUACUAUAACACAGUUCGAACAAUUUGAUGUUUUAGUCAAAAAAGGAAUCACACAAACCAAUCCACAAGAAAAAAAAAACUAUACUACUCACCAAAGCAAAUAAGUGUCAGAGUCCAAAUACUCUCAGAAUGAAAAGAUAAACAAGCAGAACGACAUACCAUAAUACCAGCUGGUACGUAGAGUCAUAAGCAUUACUCUGAGAGUGGUGCGGAGAGACGAGAGGAGAAAAUAAAACUCGGAAAAUCGACGCACAAAAUAGGCGCGACGAUUUACGGUACGAAAUAGUGUUCAAAGCUUUAAAGCCAUAGCCAUAGCGUGAAUGUGUCGGUUCAGGAAAGUGUUUUCGCCUACCUUAGCAGCUGGAUUUGAACGAAAUAUGUAUAAGAAGUCGGAGAUAUAAUAGUAACCAAACAAAAAUGGGAAUAAAUUGCAGUUUGCUAAGUCCGUAA
Messenger RNA from Toxorhynchites rutilus septentrionalis, 2949 nucleotides. RefSeq names its product akirin. Bases 295 to 882 code for a protein of 195 amino acids. Gene Ontology annotation, biological process: positive regulation of innate immune response; positive regulation of transcription by RNA polymerase II. Gene Ontology annotation, cellular component: chromatin; nucleus. The record is from RefSeq and is a predicted model, not a curated record. The transcript is spliced from 5 exons. Gene Ontology annotation, molecular function: transcription coregulator activity. NCBI's taxonomy places the organism in Eukaryota, Metazoa, Arthropoda, Insecta, Diptera, Culicidae.